Trichosurus vulpecula (common brushtail) is the source of this 1059-nucleotide messenger RNA. RefSeq names its product vascular endothelial growth factor D (gene VEGFD). The coding region runs from base 1 to 1059 and encodes 352 amino acids. Lineage: Eukaryota; Metazoa; Chordata; Mammalia; Diprotodontia; Phalangeridae. The transcript is spliced from 7 exons. The record is from RefSeq and is a predicted model, not a curated record. Gene Ontology annotation, cellular component: membrane. Gene Ontology annotation, biological process: positive regulation of angiogenesis; vascular endothelial growth factor receptor signaling pathway; positive regulation of protein phosphorylation. Gene Ontology annotation, molecular function: growth factor activity; vascular endothelial growth factor receptor 3 binding; chemoattractant activity.
AUGUACACACAGUGGGCAAUUGUGAAUAUUUUCAUGGUCUCCUAUCUGCAUCUCCUGCGGGGAUCUAAUUAUCAGCAUGGAGCGGUGAAGCGGACACCUCAGUCACUGUUAGAGCGCUCGGAACAGCAGAUCCGGGCUGCAUCUAGCUUGGAGGAACUCCUCAGGAUCACUCACUCUGAAGACUGGAAGCUGUGGAAAUGUCGACUGAAGCUCAAAAGCUUAGCUAGCAUGGAUUCCCGCUCAGCAUCCCAUCGCUCCACCAGAUUUGCGGCAACAUUUUAUGACAUUGAAACACUUAAAGUCAUAGAUGAAGAAUGGCAGAGAACUCAAUGCACUCCAAGAGAGACCUGUGUGGAAGUGGCCAAAGAACUGGGGAAAAGCACUAAUACUUUCUUUAAGCCCCCCUGUGUUAAUGUAUUCCGGUGUGGAGGCUGCUGCAAUGAAGAGAGCCUCCUUUGUAUAAACACAAGCACAUCAUAUGUUUCAAAACAGCUUUUUGAGAUAACAGUGCCUUUAACAACUGUACCUGAAUUAGUACCAGUUAAGGUUGCUAACCAUACAGGUUGUAAGUGUUUAUCAACUACUCCACACCACCCGUAUUCCAUCAUAAGAAGAUCCAUCCAAAUCCCUGAAGAGGAUCGUUGUCCGAACACCAAGAAAGUAUGUCCAGGUGAAUUGACAUGGGAUGGCAAUAAAUGUAAGUGUGUCACACAGGAAGAGAGUCCUCUCAAUGGGAUGGAAGAGCACUCCCAUCUUCAGGAACUGGCUAUCUGUGGGCCCCAUAGGAAGUUCGACGAGGACCACUGUGAAUGUGUCUGUAAGAUGCCUUGUCCUAAUGAUCUCAUUCAGAACCCAGAGAACUGCAGUUGCUUUGAAUGCCGAGAAAGUCUGGAGAGUUGCUGUCAGAAGCAAAAAAUAUUCCAUCAAAACACCUGCAGCUGUGAGGACAGAUGCCCUUUUCACACCAGGACAUGUAUAAAUGGAAAAUGUGCAAGGCACUGCCGAUUUCUGAGGGACAAAAAAGGUUCCCAUGGGCUCCAUGGCAGAGAAAAUCCUUGA